This is a messenger RNA of Benincasa hispida (wax gourd), 1333 nucleotides long. RefSeq names its product methyl-CpG-binding domain-containing protein 11-like. The record is from RefSeq and is a predicted model, not a curated record. Gene Ontology annotation, molecular function: DNA binding. NCBI's taxonomy places the organism in Eukaryota, Viridiplantae, Streptophyta, Magnoliopsida, Cucurbitales, Cucurbitaceae.
CGCUCUGGCGCUCUCUCUCUCUCUCUGUCUGUCCUUGUCUCGAUGGUGCGAGCAAGAGAGAAAAAUGGGAACGAUAAAGAAGAAUUUGUUGAUCCAUCCACCCAACAGCUUAAAUGGGUCCCAAAUUCCGACCCCAAAAGCCUCUUUUGUUGUUCUUCAGGCGCCACAGAACAUGGCGAGCACAUGGGAAAAACAGGGGUCUAAAGAGGAUGUUUUGUUCGUGGAAUUGCCUGCUCCUCCUGGUUGGAACAAAAAGUUUUUGCCCAAGUUAGAUGGGAUCACUAAGAAAAAUGAAAUCAUCUUCAUAGCUCCUACAGGGGAGGAGAUUCAUAGCAAAAGGCAGCUGGAUCAGUAUCUAAAAUCACACCCUGGUAAUCCAGCAUCUUCUGAGUUUGAUUGGGGUACUGGUGAAACACCUAGAAGAUCAGCUAGAAUUAGUGAGAAGGCCAAGGCAGCUCCCCCUUCACCUCAAAUUGAACGGCCUAAGAAACGAACACGAAAACAACCUCUUUCGAGAAAGGAUGAUAAUAAAGAGGCAGAUGUUGUCCCAGACGGUUUCGAGGAGAAAGGAGUUCAUAAGGAAAAUGAGACCGAAGUUGAUGGCAAGGUGAAAAAAAUCUACGUGGAGGGAAAUGAUGAAAAUAGUAAAUUGAAAGAGGAGAAUGUGAAAGAUGAGACUAUCCCCACCCCCAUCGAAGUGGCUGAAGAGGGACGGGGUAUUGAUGGCGACGAAUGCGAGAAGCUUGCUGAAACAGAGCAGGCUAGUGAGGGUUCUGAAAAUGCAAGAAAGGAGAAUCAAAGUUUGGAGGGAACAAAAGGGGAAGAGGAGGUUCAACUUCAAGAUGAUGCAAAGGAAUCCAUUUCUACUUGUUCAAAGGAUAAGGCAGCCAUUCCAGAAGAAACAACAGUUGAAGUGCAAAGAAACAACCAAGACCAACUUAACUAAAGUUCUACCAUAUCAGGAGAAAUCAAGGUGGAAGAAGUAGCAAAAGAGACCAAAGAAGAACAUGAUGAAAAGGUAGAAAGUUAACAGAACUGGAAGUAGUUAUGUGAACUGAUGUGAAUCUGUGAAAUUGAUUUACAUGUCUAGUUCGAACCGUUAAACAAGGAAGAUAUCAGUGUUCGAACAUCAUUUACCCGAUUACUCGAUUCGUAUGCUGAGACAUAUCUAUGUAAUUAUCAUUUUUAGGAUAGUCAUUUGUAUCUGUAUGUACCAUCUUUGUAUAAACAUUUAGUGUGCAGCAAUUUCUGUUCCAUUUACAUUACAUGACAGUGUAAUUAGAAUGCAGUCUUGUGAUGAUUUCGUAGUACAGCAGUUAUUGAUUUUAUUGAA